GGUCACUGUUAUUAUUCUUUUAGUUGGCAGUGAGUGUCAGUACGAGCGCGGUUUGUGGACGUGAAGCACUUGAAAAGUACGGAUGCCCAGAUAUUGCAAUAUCUGAGAUCCGUUACGGGGAAUUGACGGAGCGCGAUCGACGGAAAAUUUUAAAAGGUGCUUAAAAUAGAAUCAGAACUGUGACCCUGAAGUAUCACGCCAUCUCGUUACUCAUUUGAUGCAAUCGAGGCUGAUGACUAACUGAGAGCUGUGGUUGCAAAGAAAAUCGACUGAAAAGACUUGAAAUUGACGGAACCUCAAGCAUAGUGCAUGAUGCAGAGGCAAAAUCUAGCAACUGCAUCCUUAGAUGAUACAAGAGAGAAACAAAGGGAGAAAAAAAGGGAGAAACAAAGGGCUUUUCAAGACGCCGUGAACAGAAAAGAUCGUGAAGAAGUUCAUCGACUACUGAGUAUCGGUAUGGAUAUUAACGCACUGAACGAAGCCGGCGAUACUCCAUUGCAUCAGUGUAUACGGGAUGGUAGAGUUGAUUCUGCAAAGCUACUGGUUGAGUUCGGUGCUGACAUCAGAAGAACGAAUCGCGAUGGUUGGUCCCCAGUCCACCUAGCAACCACUCUCGGUCAAAGAGAUCUGGUGAUGUUCUUGCUGGACAAAUAGGUCAUCAUGGAUGAAGCUUGGAGCAAGUGGAAUUGUUUUUGCAUGUACACACUCUUAAGUUAAAUAUAUCCGCAAGAACAAUGUGAAAUUCUACAUUUUGAUUUGCUGCGCAGAACUAUGAACAAUGUUGCAAGCGCAUGUAACAACAAAGAAAGCAAAUUAUUUGCUUGGCACCAUGUACAGAUGACAUAAUUACCCAUAACAGCUCGUGGCUUGAAUGCCAAUGACACCUCAAUAAAGUUUAUAAUAAUCUGAUUGUAUUAUCACCAAAAUAUAUUAUCACUA
Pocillopora verrucosa is the source of this 939-nucleotide messenger RNA. The record is from RefSeq and is a predicted model, not a curated record. NCBI's taxonomy places the organism in Eukaryota, Metazoa, Cnidaria, Anthozoa, Scleractinia, Pocilloporidae.